Messenger RNA from Mercenaria mercenaria, 4738 nucleotides. RefSeq names its product cytochrome P450 20A1-like. Gene Ontology annotation, cellular component: membrane. The coding region runs from base 70 to 1470 and encodes 466 amino acids. NCBI's taxonomy places the organism in Eukaryota, Metazoa, Mollusca, Bivalvia, Venerida, Veneridae. Gene Ontology annotation, molecular function: oxidoreductase activity, acting on paired donors, with incorporation or reduction of molecular oxygen; iron ion binding; monooxygenase activity. The transcript is spliced from 11 exons. The record is from RefSeq and is a predicted model, not a curated record.
AAUUUGCAACGUAGAUUGUUUAUGAACAAUAUUUGGGCAUUUUUUGCAGUGACAGUACAAUAAAACAGAAUGCUUGCAUUCGCAAUAUUUGCUGUAACAUUUGUUGGUUCAUUAAUUGGUGUUGUCGCCUAUCUGUAUCCGAGUUCCAAGAACCCAUCAACAAUACCUGGCUUGGAUCCUGUUUCUAAAGAAGAUGGUAACCUCGGAGACAUUGCGAAGGCCGGAAGUCUGCAUGAGUUCUUGUUAGAUCUUCACAAGCAAUUUGGACCAAUAGCCUCAUUCUGGUGGGGACCACGUUAUGUUGUCAGCAUUGCUAAUGCAGACCUGUUUAAACAGCAUCAUAAUGUAUUUGACAGGCCACCGGAAUUAUUUGAGUUGUUUGAGCCGCUGAUUGGAGCAAAGUGUAUCCAGUAUGCUAAUGGAGAGGAUGGUAGAGCACGUCGUAAUUUAUAUGACAAAUGUUUAACACAUGAAGCAACUCACAAAUACUUCAUCAUAUUUCAAGAGAUUGCAGAUGAGUUGGCCAAGAAAUGGGAGACGAUGUUGAAUGAUGAACAUAUUGCCCUUACACAGUACAUGUAUGCUUUUGCAUUGAAAGCAGUAUUAGCAUCACUGUAUGGAGAGAAAAUGAAAGAUGACAAAGCAGUUCUAGAAUUCAGGAGCACAUAUGAUGUGGUAUGGGCAGAAUUAGAGCACAGACUGACAGAGCCUCCUAGUGAAACAAGAAAUAAGAUUAUUGCUGAUGGUAAGAAGAAACUUGCAGCUGUUGCUAACCGUAUGGUACAACACCGGAAGGAUGACCCUCCUCAACAUGGGGAGGAAUUAUUACUAGAUUUAAUGCUGGACUACACAGACGAUAAAGAAUUACAAAAUGCUGAUGCAUUAGCUUACGUCAUUGGAGGAUUCCAUACCACAGGAAAUUUGUUGUCCUGGGCAAUAUAUUUCCUUGCUACUCAUCCUGAUUGUCAAAACAAGGUUGUUGAUGAGAUCAAGAAAGUUCUUGGAGAUGAUGAGGUUGAUCACACAAGUAUUGGAGAUUUAGAGUAUUUGCGACAUGUUAUAGACGAGACUAUGAGGUGUGCAGUGGUUGCCCCAUGGGCAGCAAGGUUCCAGGACUUUGACUCAGAACUGGGUGGACACAAAAUACCAAAAAAUACCCCUGUGAUACAUGCUCUUGGUGUGGCUGCUAAAGAUGAGACAGUAUUUCCCCAGCCAGAUAAAUUUGAUCCGGACAGAUUUACACAUGAACAUGCCAGGGAGAGACCUCAUCUAGCAUUUUCACCAUUUGGCUUUGCUGGAAAACGUGUUUGUCCAGGGCAGAGAUUCGCCUAUGCUGAAGCAACAGUAGCUUUGGUGACCUUACUGAGAAAGUUCAAGGUCAAGAUGGUUGAAGGUCAGAUAAUUGAACCAGUCCAUGGAUUGGUAACACAUCCUAGUGAGGAAAUUUGGAUCACCAUUUCAAAGAGAUAGACUUUAGGAGAAAUAUGUCAGUGAGAAUAUUCUGUUUAAAAAUGUUUUUGAGUGCAAGUUUAUUUCAUUAUGUGUACGGGUACAUGUAAUAAAGUCAAGUCCCACACAGCAAAUAUAUAGCAUUCAAAGGUGUUCAACCCGAUUUAGCUGUACAUAUUGAAGUUUGAAUCCAUAGCACUUAAUAUUAAUUUUGUAUGUCACAAUGGAAAACUUGCUUUAUUCGAUUUCUCAACUGGGUUUAAUUUUCAAACAUUAGCUAAGAUGAAAUAAAUAUUGUUUUAAGAUUUGAGAUUUAAAAAAUAAAGAUGAUCUAAGGUUAGUUGCAUGGAAAGUGACAUGUUGAGCAAUUAUUGGCAUAAAAUCUCUAUAAUGAAAGAUAAUUUGUUAAAAACUUACUUGGACAAAGUGCUGUUUCAGUUUUGUCUGUAAAAGAAAUUCUGUGAUGUAACAGUAAGUUAUUUUACUAGAAAAAUAAAUUCAGCUGGUUGUGGGUAGAAGAAUAGUCUGAAGAAAAAAUAUUGUAUGCACUGAUCACCUUCAAAUGCAUAAGUAAAAUUUAUUGUUUAAGCAAUAUGUAUUAAUUCAUAAUGUUUAGCUUUAUUCUUUCCCCCAGCCCAUUUUGAAACCCCUGCUUUUCAAUGUUAUCCAAGAAGUAAAGACAGUGAUUUUCUCUUUGUAUUAAGUAUAUGUAAUAGUAACCAGAUGGUCUUGUUGCAUUAUACUGGGUCUGUUUAGACUAAAGAUAAUUGGCAAGGAGUAGAAAACUGAUAAUUGCCAUUUUCCUGCACAUUAUAUUAGGUCUGUUUAGACUUAGAUACAUGUAAUUGACAAGAGGUAGAAAACUAAUGAUUGCCGUUUUCCUGCACAUUAUAUUGGGCCUGUUUAGACUUAAUUAAUUGACAAGAGGUAGAAAACUGAUAAUUGCCAUUUUCCUGCACAUUAUAUUAGGUCUGUUUAGACUUAGAUAAUUGACAAGAGGUAGAAAACUAACGAUUGCCAUUUUCCUGCACAUUAUAUUAGGUCUGUUUAGACUUUCACAAUAGGUAGAAAACCAAAAAAUUGCCAAUAUUGGGUCUGUUUAGACUUGAUUAAUUGACAAGUGGUUAAAAUCUAAAUUGUCAUUUUUACAUGCUGGCUAUCAAGACCAUCUUAAACUAAAAGUAACAGUCCUAUGUCAGUCCUAUGUGUCCUUAAUAAUGCCCCUAUGUCAAAUGAACUGAUCUGUGAAUAGUCAGCUGAAAUAUUAGGGAGGUUGGUAGCGGACCAAAGUAUAUACAGCCAGUAUCACAUCCAAAAUACAGUUUACAAAACAAUUUUUGCCUGCAUUGGAUAAAUUACUGCUGAAUGUGUUAAUUUCCACAAAAUUUAUGUUGAUUGAAUAAGUCUGCCAUCUGUCAGUUAACAGUCUCAUUUACUGUACUCUAAACAGACCCAGUGGUGCCAAAUAUUAUGUCAACCUGACAUCAAUAUUGCCAUGUUUUAAUGAAAUAUGCAUAGAUUAUUUUCAUAUUAUAAUGUUUAAUAAGAUAAUCAGUCUUAUCAGAGAGAUAAUUCCUUUCAACAGUUAAUGUAUGCUAACCUGAAAAUCCAACAAUUUCAGCCAAAGCCAGGCCAAAACUAGAACUUUCCACAUAAAUUUUGACAAUACUGCUGCUCUACAAUAAGAGAACCAUAUUCUUCUACACUAUGAAAUAGAAACUGCUAAUGACAAAAUGUACAAGUUUAGUUUAACAUAUUAAUUGAGAAAGUGUCCAAGAAAUAGAUUGUAAUGUAAUAGAAAUAACUAAUCUUAAUUAAACACUCUGUAUUUUCAUUUAAUAGGCAUUAUUUUAUUUUCAUUCUGCAAAUGUUUUGAUGUAUUAAGUGUAAUACGGCGUGUAAUACAGGUAUUUUCAUACGUGUUGUAAAUGACAGGGACUUAUGUGGUCUCAAAUAUACAUUUUCACUAUUUUUGUCCAGUUCCUUAAAGCAAGCAUAUAUGCUUUAGUUGAAUUUUUAUAUACCAGAACCAAUUACCUGUGAUCUAGAUCAGAAGUCAGUUGGAAUUAAAUUUUCAAAAUGGCACAUUGUCCAAGUAUGUUUCUUAGCAGGUAGAAAUGAACUUUUUAAAUUUCUAAUUGAUGGUAGGCCAUUCUAGUCAAAAUUUAUUUAUUUACUUUUCUUUUGAUAAACGUAAGUCAUUUCACUGAAACUUGUGUAUUGGGUAUUUAAUCAAGGAUCAAAAUUAUGUUACUGUGAUCUUUUUAUUAUAAAUGAAUGAUGCCACCUAUAUCUCAUUUCUUUAAUCCUUACUCUACUAAAUAUCCAUAAUGAACUUGUCCAUCUUUAAUUUGGACAGUUCCAUACUUCAUGUUUUUAUUUGGAUGUAAAUGAGAUGCGAAACCAAAAUUUGUAGUCCUCAUUGGCGCCAUGUAACCUAUACUGUGUUGGUGCGCUGUAAAACCCAAAUAAAUAUUAAAUAAUUUGGACAGUACCAUUGACUGUUAAAAGGGAUGCUUAUCAAAUAGAUACUGAGUGUUGAACAGUGCAGAUUUUGAUCAGGCUGCACAGAUGUGCAGGCUGAUUAAGAUCUACACUGGUCACAAAGGCAGAAUCACUUACUGCCAGCAGGCUUAAGGUUAAAGAUUUAAAGACCUAUUUUUUUUUGCGGGGGAGGGUAGGGGAGCUGGUUUGGAUUGUACAGCAAGUUGGUAAAGAUAGUACUGUGUUAACAAAGGGUUCCCUCUGUGGACUAGUGUUUUAAGGUGGCUGACUUUGAACCAUUUGCCCUAAACAGCUUUGUGUUUGAAACCUUUGUUGUGGUGUAGAAUUCUUCCAUAUGAGGACCGGAGCCUACUGUCUGGGAUACAGAAUGUUGGCAUACUACCUUUGUAGGUGCUUACCCGUACCUAAAGUAUCACCAAAAGAAGAUUUUUUGAGAGUUAAUCGCCUUCAGUGAUAGCUCCAGUUUGUAUCUGUAUCUUUUAACUUAAAUAGUGAACAAUGUUUAUUGCACAUCUUGCAAUGGCUUGAGGUUGGAAGUACUUUAUAAUAAUGUUUAUGUAUAUACGUUACAUAUGUACAUGUAUGAAUUGCAGAAUCAUACUGCUUGAUGUUAGUUUAUUGCUUUUCAUAUAAUUUGGUAAUUGGUGCAAUUUAAAUUGAAUAAUCUGUAAUCAUGGUUGUAAAUGAGUAUGUGUUCGUGCUAUUUUGGUGCAAGAAUAAUAACUGUAAAUUAUUAGUCCUUUUGUUAAUGUAAUGAUCAAAAUAAAGAGCUUACAAGAUACAA